Solea senegalensis (Senegalese sole) is the source of this 1162-nucleotide messenger RNA. RefSeq names its product stanniocalcin-like. Gene Ontology annotation, cellular component: extracellular region. The record is from RefSeq and is a predicted model, not a curated record. NCBI's taxonomy places the organism in Eukaryota, Metazoa, Chordata, Actinopteri, Pleuronectiformes, Soleidae. The transcript is spliced from 5 exons. Gene Ontology annotation, biological process: intracellular calcium ion homeostasis. Bases 26 to 787 code for a protein of 253 amino acids. Gene Ontology annotation, molecular function: hormone activity.
CAUCUUCAUCUCCAUCUUCAUCAUCAUGCUGCGCGCCUCCUCUGUCCUCCUCCUCCUCUCCGUCCUCGGCUCCGCCGUGUGCUUUGAGACGCUGCCGGAGGAGGCUGCUCCUCGCCGGGCGAGAUUCUCCUCCAACAGCCCCGCUGAUGUGGCCAGAUGUUUGAAGAGCUCCGUCGCCGUGGGCUGCGGCUUCUUCUCCUGUCUGGAAAACUCCACCUGUGACACCGACGGCAUGCAUGAGAUCUGUGAACUCUUCCUGCACACAGCUGCGACCUUCAACACAGAGGGUAAAACCUUUGUAAAGAAGAGUCUUCAGUGCAUCUCUCAGGGAAUCUCAUCCAGGAUUCUUCACACCAUCCGUCGCUGUAACAUCUUCCAGAGGAUGAUCGCUGAGGUGCAGGAAGAGUGUUACAGCAGCUUUGACAUCUGCACUGUGGCUCGUACCAACCCUGACGCCAUCGGAGAGGUGGUGCAGGUGCCGACCCACUUCCCCAACAGAUAUUACAGCACUCUGCUGCAGACGCUGCAGUCCUGCGACGAACACACGGUGGCAGCAGUGAGGUCCGGCCUCAUGGCCAGACUGGGUCCAGACAUGGAGACGUUCCUCCAGCUCGUCCAGAACAAACCGUGCACCGCUGGCUCCGCCCUCACGUUCAAUAACCCGUCCAGCUGGAGGAACAUGCCCGUGUUCAACGUCCAGCCGAGCUUCAGAGGACGAGACGACACACACCUGUUCGCCAGGAGGUCUGUGGACGCCGCCGAGGACGCCGCCGAGGCCGAGAAGUAGACCACAGACCUGACGCAAACCUCAGAUUAUCUCACCGCGCAGAUUUAGAUGUGAAAUAUUUCUCGUUCACCUCAUGUUUAAUAUUUGUGUUCAGUUUUGUCCAGAAUAAAAAUCAGAAGAAGAAGAAGACGACGAGGCCUGAUACGGCGACGAGAACCAUUGAUAUUUAUUUUCUUAAACAAGUUAACUUAUGAAGCCGAUGUAUUUAAGGGGGUCAGAGGUCAGAGGUCGCCUCCAUGCUGGUCGUGGACGUCCUCCUGACUCAUGUUAGCUGGUGUGAGACCAUCACUGUAGAUGUACAUGAUGUUUAAAAUGAGAGCUUUUUGUCAUGGAAAUAAAAAUAAUAAAAUAAUAAUAAUGAUGUGAUGAAACUAA